This is a messenger RNA of Didymodactylos carnosus, 825 nucleotides long. Lineage: Eukaryota; Metazoa; Rotifera; Eurotatoria; Philodinida; Philodinidae. The record is from the annotation of a GenBank genome assembly.
AUGAUAGUCAACGAACGAAUUGUUGUUUUAAUUAUUUACUUGCUAUGUAUAUUUAAAUUAAUUUUAGCCGUUUCAAAUCUCAAUACUUUAUUUUUAUUUGAUUAUCAUAAAAACCAAACAACAGCAAAUAAUUUUACAAUAAAAGUUGAAUUAAAAGAAAAAAUAAAAUUAAAAACGUUAUGUAACACAAAAAAUGCGUGUUUAUUAAAAAUAGCAUUAAAAAUUAAAAAUAAUAAAAAUUUAUCAUUUGAUAUUUGGUGUAAUGCUCCAUCUGUAUUCAUUGAUUUAGAUAAAAAUAAUCAUGUUAGAGCAUGUAUCAUUGAUAUAAAAAAUGUAAAAACAGAUCCCAUGAUAAUCGUGACUAUCCGAGCACAUGAUAAUGGAAUAUUAACACCGAUUCUUUUCGCUAACUUUUCGAAUAAUAUUAGGCAUGACGUUGAUGAAAUUGUAGGAGAUGAUAUUUACAUUUAUCCGCCGGCCGAACACAGAUUGGCUCCACGCUCAAAUAUCGAAGCAGAUUUCAGCAAACCUGACUUCGAGGAACAACUACUGGUCGAUAAUGUGGCAGAAUCAAAUAGAAUAGGACCUCUAGCGGAAGUGAUAGUCUCCGACGUUCAAACAGAUGUAUUAGAUCCAGUCAAUAAUAUACAUGCGACAACGCAAGCAGCAGUUUCCCAAACCGAUGCAUUACAAUCUGAUCUAGAAUCCAAUGACAAUGUAGCAUCAAAUACAGCAAAAACUACAACAACUGCUGAUUUAUCUGCGACAAGCGACCCUUCUGUAAUAACCAGUACAGAUGAAAGUGAAGGUGAGGCUUAUUCAUAA